CUCAGGAAGAACUCGCUUUUCCCUAGAACAGGAGUCAGCUGACUUCAAAUCCAGGCCACCCCCUGCUUUUGUAAAUAAAGUUGUAUUGGAACAGUUAGGUGGGUUGAUUUACAGGGUCUCUGACGGCUUUUGUGAAAUGAGAGCUGAGUUGAGUAAUCAUGACAGAGACUGUGUGACCCACAAAGCCUAAAAUAUUUACUAUCUGGUUCUUUACAGAAUGUUUGCCAAUCCAUGGUCCAGAGUCCAAAGCUCUUCCUCCUUCCACGUGCACGAAACUGUCCCGUGUGUGGGCAGAACUAUCACUUGGCUUAAUAUAUUAGGAUGGGGGCAUUCCUGCUCAAAUCUGUUCUCAUAAACCCUCAGCAGUACCUGUUAGGCAAAUGAGGGCAUUUGGUUGUCACUGUGCUUUUCUUCCUAGGAACUCAAUGAAGGGGAAACAAAUCUCAAUUUUGGGGAAAUUGCACAGGGGAAAAAGGGGAGGGAUUAAGUUUCAACACUCCAUUGCAACAUUCAGCAGGGUUGAAAGUGACAACAGUAAGGGUUUCUCUUUUUGGAAAUGUGAGGAGGGUAUUUCCGUUUCUCCGAGUGGGACGGGGGCAGCAGCCUUGCUUGGAGACAGCCUGCCGCCCCUAUGGGAAAAGACCCUGUAAGAUGCAAGCCUUCAGGAUCUGGGAUAUAAACCAGAAGACCUUCUACCUGAGGAACAACCAACUGGUUGCUGGAUAUUUGCAAGGACCAAAUACUAAGUUAGAAGAAAAGCUAGAUGUGGUGCCCAUCAAUCCUCACUCCAUGUUCCUGGGGAUCCACGGGGGCAAGCUGUGCCUGUCUUGUGUCAGGGUUGGUGAUGAGAUCAGACUCCAGUUGGAGGCAGUUAACAUCACCGAACUGAGUGAGAGCAGACAGCAGGACAAGCGCUUCACCUUCAUCCGCUCAGACAGUGGCCCCACUACCACCUUCGAGUCCGCUGCCUGCCGGGGCUGGUUCCUCUGCACAGCCCUGGAAGCCGACCAGCCUGUCACUUUCACCAAUACUCCUGAAGAGUCUGUCAUGGUCACCAAGUUUUACUUCCAGCAGGACUAGUAGCACUGCUCAAGCCUGUCUUUCCCAUUCCUGCACAUUGUGACUCCAGGGACUACCUUUCCUUCUGGUCCUGGGGCUCUAGGCCCAGGGGCACUGAGGAGCAGCCUUGGCAGAGUGGCCCUCAGAAGGGGGCACAAGAGCCCUGGUAACAGGACUCUGCCUCCAGCCUCUCAACUGACCCAGCCUCCAUGCUGCCUCUAGAAUGGUCUUUGUAAGGAGCAAAUCCGAUCAUACCAGUCACCUGCCCAAAGCCUUUCCAUGUCACCUCUGCAUUCAGCAUAAAAUCCAGGCCACCUGUUUAGCCUGGACUUCUGCCCUGCCGCACGCAUCUCCAGAUCCAUUAGGCCACUCACUGACCCUCCACCAAGUGGCCCCACACCCUGACUUACACUGAUGCCACUCCAUCGGGAUGUUCUUAAGGGUUUAUGGGAAAUGGAAAUUAAGUAUUUCAUGAUUUUUAUAAUUAAGCCAGCUUUAUUCAGUGUAAAGGAGAGUCCCUUAUUUGGGGACUAUGUUCUUUCUUGAAGUUGCUGGGCUAUCCCUGAAUUUGUAGAAUGAUGGCAAAAGUAGAUGGUAGCUUUUCCAUUCUUUCCCCAAUAUUCCAACCUGUACAAAUUAAAACUUAGUGUACUAUGUUGGCCCCUAAUUUGUUCCCUUUUUGAGACAUUCCCAUAGUCUUGGCCCCUCUGCCCUGCUCUGAGCUCCAUCUCCACUCCAGCUCUUCUCCAGCCGCCUGCAGCACUUUGCCUCCCAUGGAACGUUCCCGAGCUCCCCAGGGACUUCUCAAACAUGGCUCCUGGGAGUCCUUUCCUCCUCUGUCAGGAGGGACAAAUUGCUUCCUGACCACAGUAGCACUGCUGACCUUUUGAGACUUGAAUGAGAGACAGCUGUGCCUCUGUCUGUCUCCUGCUGUGGGCCCAGAGGACAGGGCACCUGGCUUGUAUGUGUCUCAUGUCCCUGUGGGACCCUUAGCAGGUACUCAGUGAAUGUGUGUUGUACAUAUUGGGUGCAAAAUUCCCCACUCGCUGUGACUUCAGCUCUGUUUCACAAUAAAACCUUGAAAACACCUA
This is a messenger RNA of Nycticebus coucang (slow loris), 2150 nucleotides long. RefSeq names its product interleukin 1 receptor antagonist (gene IL1RN). Gene Ontology annotation, biological process: inflammatory response to antigenic stimulus; negative regulation of interleukin-1-mediated signaling pathway. The transcript has 5 exons. NCBI's taxonomy places the organism in Eukaryota, Metazoa, Chordata, Mammalia, Primates, Lorisidae. Gene Ontology annotation, molecular function: interleukin-1 receptor binding; cytokine activity; interleukin-1 receptor antagonist activity. The record is from RefSeq and is a predicted model, not a curated record. The coding region runs from base 652 to 1080 and encodes 142 amino acids.